AUGACACUCCUUUGUCCUUAUAUGAAAUUUGUUCAAAUAAAACAAUUAAAUAUGAAUAUUGAAUUGUUUUUACGUAUGCUUCUGAAGGACAUUUAUAAUAAUAAUUUUUGUUACAUUCGUUCAUUAUGUUUUCAUAUACCAGCAGCCGAUGAUCUAAUGAUCGAUAAUUUAAAACAAAUGAUUAAAGAUGAACAAUUACUUUUCCAAUUUGCAAUUGAACGUAUAAUUGAUAAUAUUUAUUUAAAAUGGACAUAA
Molecule: messenger RNA, 255 nt
Organism: Rotaria sordida
Lineage: Eukaryota; Metazoa; Rotifera; Eurotatoria; Philodinida; Philodinidae
Source: the annotation of a GenBank genome assembly